UUGGCCUUGACUGUUCAGUGCCUCACUUUUGUUUCGGUACUCAGUCAUGGUUUGAACUGGUCAGUGAGUUUGAAUGCCGCUAGUGAGCCAAUAGAGCUGCUAAUAUCGUAACCUUCUGAGCCAGAACAGUAUUCCGGCAACAAAUUGACUUUCCUUACAUCUUAAGGUUCAAGAUGAGUAAAAGAACAAGACAGAUAAAAGACCCCAUCGAAUAAUCUCAUUCUGCUCAUCCUCAUGACUUGGAAAUGACGGUAGAGUCAAGUGAAAUUCCUUUGCAGACUGUCCUUGCUGUUGACGAAAUUGAGAAACCACAUCCAUAUGCUGUAUCAGCUCGGGAUGAAGAUCAACCUGAGUUACGACUGGAUUGGCGUCAAGCACGCGAACCCACCAAAGUCUGCAGCACUGCUGGCUCGCCGCUACAAACCCACGCCGUUCCCUCAGAACAAUUACGCUUAUCACCAGCAAACCCCUGCAUAGACCAAGAUCAAGGGCAACAAGAAGGUCGCACCAGAUUGAACUUCGAUGGGCUAAAUCAGGUCCUAAAUCUGGGUGUACCCAGAGCCGAACAACGGACAGUGGAUACCAGGUCAAUGUAUGACAAUACCCCCUCACACUCUUUCACGAACAGCGAGAGGUCAAAUAUACCUACAAUGACAUCUUGCAAGAUGUUGCCAUCAUUCAUGUGCUCAGAAGAGGGGCCCCAGGAGGACGUAUCUCCAGAAUAUCUACACUUGAGUCGCAGCAUAGUGCUCAGACAGAGAAUGCUCGCCUAUGGAGAGAUAAGGCAGGACGUUUUGUGGGGUCAUUGACCUGGUAACUGAGUCCUUUGAGUCUUCGAGAGCAGACAGCGGUGUCGAAGCAGUUUGCUUGUCUGGAGCAGUGGCCAUACGUUCGUAUGAACCGGAUGCAGUUGAAAGUGCGCUGAAGGACCGUUUGAUGUGUUUUAUGUUGG
Aureobasidium pullulans EXF-150 is the source of this 952-nucleotide messenger RNA. RefSeq lists its product as uncharacterized. Bases 246 to 809 code for a protein of 187 amino acids. NCBI's taxonomy places the organism in Eukaryota, Fungi, Ascomycota, Dothideomycetes, Dothideales, Saccotheciaceae. The record is from RefSeq and is a predicted model, not a curated record. The transcript has a single exon.